Messenger RNA from Dioszegia hungarica, 3144 nucleotides. RefSeq lists its product as uncharacterized. NCBI's taxonomy places the organism in Eukaryota, Fungi, Basidiomycota, Tremellomycetes, Tremellales, Bulleribasidiaceae. The record is from RefSeq and is a predicted model, not a curated record. The transcript has 3 exons. The coding region runs from base 1 to 3144 and encodes 1047 amino acids.
AUGGAGACGGACUGGGAAGCAAAGGAGAGACAAAGGAGAGAAGACAAGCACGUCCCCUUUCAGGCCUAUCAUACCCCUCCCCUCAACCCUUCCUCGCCUACCCUUCACACCCCUCGUCGACCCGCCAUCCCUCGCUCCUCAUCCUCUUCGGCGCUCGAUACUCCUCUUUCAGCAUCCUCCAGCUCCGGCCGAAAGAAGACACUCUGGGGACAGCAAUCUACACCGCCUUCGACAUCUUCCACGCCGGCGUCCCUCCCUCAUCUCAUGCCCACCAGAAAACCCGCUUCUGGACCCUCUAUGCCUACCUCUUCCAUCGGUAGAGAAGCAAUGUCCGAGUCUGGCUCGAUGCAGGGCAGUCCAGCGCCGGGUCUCACCAAGAAGCGCUCGUCCGGCCAGCUCCUGGCGAGCUUCGGCAAGGGUCUGAGCAGGGUCGGGUCGGUGAUGAAGCGGACUCCGAACAAGACGGCGACGGCGGACGUCGCGCUAUCUCCAACCUCGACCCCGCUGAGGCCUACUCCGACUAGGCAGGGCUCCAGGCUGGGUCUGAGCAAGCAAGGGAGCAUACGGCGGCAGGUACAGCAGGGAAGCUGGAGGGGAAAGAGGGCUGAGACAGGGCCGGAGGCGGUGCAGGAGGAAGAUGAAGAGGGAGGUGAUGGAUAUCGGGAUAUGGGUUGGCAGCCGGAUGCAGGACCGGGAGGAGUAGUGGAUGUCGGAGAUGAGGGAAUAGGUCUGCCUUUCAAUGUUACCCAUGAGCUACACGUUACACCAGGUCUCCACGGGAUGCCGACCGCAUGGCACCAAGAGCUCAAAGCUGCAGGCAUGACAGAUGCGCAGCUCCUCAUGAUCGCCGCGGCCCGGCAGCGCCAAGCGGCAGUGACGCUCAAGCCUGUCCGCACAGGCUCGACUCGGCGGCCAUCCCAGCGGCGAAAGAAGAGCUCGAACGGCGAAAUCUCUCCUCAGGUAUAUGAUCCUAUCAAGGAGCAAGCAGUCGGGCGGGAUGGCGUCACCCGCAUCAGGCUGAGCGACAAGCCCGCGACCUCCUCGCCCCGCUCGAAACUCCCAGCUCUGACACAUCUUGAUGAUGUCCGCCCGAGCAUGGACGGGUUCCAGACCGCCAGUCCUGGUGCCAACGCAAGCGCGGGUCCUAGUCGGUCCUCUUCCCUUCACCCUUCCCCCAUCGGCAGUCGUCCUCCCUCUGCUUUCGCCUCGCCUACGCGAAGAGGCUCGUCCAAGCGGCUCUCGGAUCAGCUGCGCGGUUUCGCUUCUAUAGAGCUGGAUGCGGUCGGUUCUUGGGCGGAUGACCUGCUGGGGAUGGUGGGCGAGGACAGCGGAAAACAAAGCAGGGGGAAGGAGAUGGGCGAAGAGCCUGCUCCUCCUGUUUCCGCUUUCACCGCUGGACAAGCGAAGUCACCCAAACCUCCCUCUCCGCGCUCUCCCCUGAGGUCUGCGGCAAUCCGGCGCGUUCCCGUCCCGGAGACCUCUGGAGCUCCUCGAUGCAGCACGGAAGCUCCUCAUCCACAGUCCCCCACAUCCAGCUACUCGCAUGCCGCCAAGCACACCCGCCAACCCAGCUCGUCCCGAUCGGCCACGAGCAACCGCACCGCCCAAGAACCCGGAUCGUGCGAGACGCUCGGAGCGGCACCGGUCGAAACGCCUUUCACACCCGAUCAGCCUACUCCUAUCCCCCGGACCGGCCACGGAGUAGUAUCCGCCGAGUAUACGACGCCAAUGAUGAGCAUGACGCACUCGCACUCCCAGUCCCUGUCCACCGCGGAAGAUCUGGAGGUCCGCACACCAUCCACAUCGGAGAAUGAUGAUGGGCGGCCGCCGGUCUCGGCUGCUCUCUUUCCGGCGUCGGACCAGCGCUGUCACGGAACGGAAGGGACGGGGUGGGUGACGCCCAAAAAGCCCGGGUCUGGAUCCGGUCGAGACGCCCUCGGUCGGCUCGGCGGACCCAUCGAGCUUUCGAUCCAGUCAUCCCUCACACCUACCAAACCACUUCCCAAAGACGCCGACAACCCCAUCUCCCCCCGGAGUCAACGCUUCGAAGACCUCGAGGCGGACUAUGAUCUCUCCAUCCCAUCUCCCCUCCGUCCGCCGCCCAACCCACACUUCUCCCUUCCAGCCAGCGCGGCCUCGGACGCGGAGGACGACUACUUUGAUCCGAACAGUUUCUCGGGGAUGCCGGAGCCAGGCUCGCCGAUCCUGAAACCGGCGGAUCUCAAGCUGAUCGGGGCGGAACGGUAUGGCGGUUUAGCAUCCCGCGGGACGAGCGACGACGAGCACCAUCAUAAUUCCGAUGUACCGAAGGACAGGGACAGGGAGCGGAUGGAGGGGAUGCGAGGGUCAGGCCUGGACUCGAGGAAGCAGAGCGAGGGAUCUAUCAUUAUGAUACAUCCUUACUCGCCUUCAGAGCUAAAGGGGCGGGGAUCGCGGAUCGGCAGUGAAGCAUCGGCGUACAGCCAUCCGGGUUCGCGUCAGGGCAGCGAGUCGUCUGGACACCCCCAUAGUCGGAAGGCUUCCGCCGCGGGAUCGCGCAAAGAUAGCGGAGGGUCCAACUUGGCCCUUGGCGCUGCGAUCCCGGAGGUUCACCCGAGGACUCCGGCGCUGGUUAUGGCGCCUCACCGACUCUCCUUCCCCUCGGUCAUCGCUGGUGGCAUACCGGCGAGCCCACAAGCUCCAGCUCUUCCGCUCCCAAAGUCCGAUCUCGAGCCGGUCAUGCCCCAGAUCGACGAACAGGAGCUCAAGCCCGACUCUCCACAUAGCGAAGAGGACCACCUCUCUCCCCUCCCCCCACAUCCCCCACUGCUGCAGCAUCUCUCACACCGUACUUCUGCACGCUCUCUCCGCUCAUCGUCCGCGCAAGCACUUCACGGACAGAUGGAGGAUCCCCGAGGCAGUAUGGCCUACUCUACAUUCUCGGGCGAGUCUGAAGACUAUAGUCGGGAUAGCCUACUGGGCGCGAGGGUGUUGACUGCGCAGAAGCAGGUGCUGGGCGGACAAGAUGUGGGGCGGAUGAGUGUGUGGAGUCUGAGUGGAUAUAUGGGGGAUGAGGCGGGAGCCGAGGAGGACGGAGGGGAUGCGUCACGAGUAGGCGAGGGCGUCAAGGCGAAGGAUCGGCAUCUUCGAGUCCGCCAAUUGUAG